ACUCAGUUAAAGGGUUCCAGUUCUGAAGCCACUCCAUGGCUGCUCCAUAUGUAUCUGCUAUCGCAGUACUCUACAGGUGAAACGCAAUGUUUGACCUAGCGGCAAUCUCAACCGCAACUUGUGCCUGCCAUCCAUGUCUUCAAUCCAUUUGUGUACAUCCCGCCCCAUUCUUGCCCGACCUACCUACCUAGUUGCGCUUGUCUCCAUGUAAAAGCUUCUCUACUCGCUUGAACAUCAUCUCUUCCUUGUUUUGAUUGUCAAGAUGUCAGAGGACGGUGAUUCUUCUUUCUCCGGAGAUGACGAACCAGAGUAUGAAGUGGAAAGAAUCCUGGCUCAACGGACCAAGCACGGGAAGACUUAUUAUCUCGUCAAAUGGGCGGGAUAUCCGGAUGAAGAAUGCUCGUGGGAACCUCGCGAACAUUUUAUGGAUCAUGCCACCCUGGUGGAAUGGCAAAGUCAAUACGCGGAGGGCGACUACCUCAGUGAGACUGAAAUCGCCGCGUUGGAGGUAAAGAUGAAGCAAUGGUCCGACCGCCAGCGGGCACAAGACGAAGAUAUACUACCGGAAUCUCCAGAACUCAGUCUGCCAUCUGAUAGCGGCAGCCCUGAGAGUUUGCCCGAGUCGCCGUCUUACAGUCCCCGUACACCGGAGAUACAAUCAUCAAGAGCACCUCCCCCUCCGCCAAAAGCUCAAAGCACAUCCGAAAAGCGGCGGAACUCACCGGUUGGCUCGGGAGAGCCGCCUGCGAAGCAUCCUAAGGUGCAAGAGCCGACGCGAUCAGAUGUCCAAAACAAAACCCAUAUGUCGAACGCUAGUAACUCCUUGUCCCGCAUACCAAGUUUUGGCCCUAAGAAAGGGGUCGCAACCAAAUUACCUAUUCAGUCCACUUCAACGUUAACACAUGCUGCCAAAAGUCUACAAGAUCGGACUGGAGAAAGAUAUAAGAAUCUCAGGCAUAUGAAUAAUGCUAUGAAAUUUGCGCGUCGAGAACGCACUCCAGACAUAAGGAAACUUGAUCUGAGAGCGCCAGGCGACUUCGCCGUACCGAAAAGUAUUCAAGAGGUUCAGGAACAAGACGCCUCAUCUAGACAUCGCGAAGAGUCUCCUUUAUUUGUGCCAGAGACAAUCCCCGCAUCCACGCCCGAAGUUAGUACAGAGACCCACUUUCUUGCUGCCCGGUCAGCAAGCCCAGCAGAUGUACCUCAGGCAGGAGAGCAAAGCAAAGCCUUGCCACCCACGUCGGAGUCCAGUCCAAAAAGCCCUCCUCGCGGUAGACAAAAAGGAUCUGCUCACUCUGGGCAAGGUAUAUCUAGACCAUCAAGUCCGGUUCGUCAGCCAGUCAGGAGAGGAUUGGUACACUCGACGCAGGCUUCCCGUCCACGAAGCCGGACGCGGGAGCCGCCAAAGGAGAGACAUGUGAUUGCCACGAGGCCGCAGGCAGCCAACUCCAGUCUGGCGGCUAUAGCACGGCGAGAUGAUCUCACCUCCUCCGGCAAACUUGCUGAGCUAUCAGAAGGCAAUAUCGGAGCAAGUCGCGUCCCAAUCCCUUCAUCGGCUUCUAGCCGACAGAGUCCUACCCGUGAGUCGCUUAAGGAAACAUCUGUAACUUCCAGAAGCGUCACACAACCAUCAAACUCGAAUUUAGCAAGCAUAGUAAGACGAGAUACCUCUUCUUCUUUGCGACGCUUUUCAGAAGUCACGGACAGCGAUUUUCGGCCUCGACAUCACCCGAAUCCCCCACCUCCCGGACAGUUGGGGCAGUUGCUUACAGCCAAGAAUGGGCGAAGUUGGUACUGGGGAGAAAUAGUUGUCCUUCUCCGGUAUGGCGAACACCAGGUUGGCCACGUCAAGAUUCUCGGUCUCCCCGGUUGGCUUAUCGCAAGACUCAUAUCGACCAAACAAGGGAGCCCUGAACUGACAAUCCAUUUCGAAGAGCGAAAUGUUAUGGACAAGAUUCAGUUCCCUGCAUUCGCUUCACAACUCGCAGGUGAGAUUGGUCUUGGGACUAUUCAACCCUAUCAAGAUACAGCUUCGGCUGCUGCGAGUCUAGCAGCACACCUAGAGUCAAAUGAUAUUGCUGCUGUGUGGGAGUUUCCCCAACCGACUACACCUGGGUUUGUGAUGAUCUUAUACUCAUCCUACGCACCCUCAUGGCGCCACUUUGGCAUCAAACGAAAUCCGGAAUCAGAAGAACGACUUCACUUGGUAGCUCGGAAUAUGCGUCUGGGACAGCGGGUUUCUCAGUAUGAGGCUUCUUCGCCGCACAUUGGGUUGGAAAGUUCCUUCUCAGGGCCCCGUCAAGGCACGCUAACGCCCGGUGCAUCGGAAAGUGCGACUCUUACAUCGCGGCAGACCACCUUGAUAUCCGGCGCUCCGGAAGCUGAAAAAUCUGUAUCACUACAACAGAUUUUGCCGCCUAUUGCUACGGAUGCUGCCCCUUUAGCAGCAGGACAAAUGGGCUUAUUCGUCGACAGCCCCUCCGAGACACCAAAGGUUAUAACCAAGUCGCCGUUUGCCUCGAUACAGUCACCGAGGUCCCCAAAUGCCUCACGACUAAUUAGUAGCCCGCUGUCACCUCGCGACGUUGAUGAUGAGGGGUUUCUGCAAGAAGGUGCACCAGCGGCAUUGACCUUUUCAGCAUCCUUCAAAGACAUGAUGAAUUUUGGUGACCGCGAGAGAAAGAGGCCAGUAUUCUACAUUGCUUUCGGACAGUCGCAUCCUUUAGAGGCAGCCGCCGUCCAAAAUUGGCUUCUCAUGCACAACGUCAGUAAGCGGGCCAUUUGGUCGGACGAAGAGAAAGACGCCUGGUCGGAGUGGCGGAGUGAAAUCGGGCUCAAGCAAGGAAUACUGUUAUUCCGGAGGGGAGCCUCAAGGUAUUAUGACAUGAAGUCUCUGGCCUUGUGUCUCUACCAGGGCAUCAUAUGUUUCGAUGUCUCCUUUCCGGAGGACGAAGGUUGGACCGGCCACGCAAUCACCAGAGUCUUUACCAGGGGCACCGGUCUGUUCAUUACGGAGAAUACGUUGAUCGACUAUCCUGAUGAAGUGCUGCGUGCGAUAAAGUGGUUCCAGCAGCAAUCCAGAGGCAAAGCCAAGACGUACAAGCUAGGUCUUGUGCCGGAUGUUAGCGAGUGGCUGCACAAGCGAGUCCUCGAGUGUGACGAGGCCGUUCGAGACAAGUACAUUGGAAUCCUCGAGAUCGUCUCCCAGCUCGAGUCACAAGGAUGGAUCGACUGGAAUUCCGCGACGAAAGGCGACCGUGCUCGGUGGCUUGUGGACGAUGGGCCUGGUGAAGACUACCUGUUCAUCCUGCCGGUACCCUCUGAUCUGCCGGGCUAUGAAGGUCUGACUUCAGCGUCGCGCAUGGAACCCAGUCGUGUCGAGGCGCGUGAUAAGAUUCUAGUCCAGUAUUUUGUCGGAUGGGCAGCGUUGCACGUUGAGACUUACAAAAAUUUUUACCUCCUGGAUGAGGAGCAGACAUGUGACACGAUAAAGCAUUCAUGCCAUGUGUAUUUCAGGAAGCCGGCGAAGUUUGUGGAGAUGAUCGAGCGGCUUGAGCGGCACGCGGCAAAGAAGGGGUGAUUGCAAGAAGGCACCGUUAGGCCUCUGCUACAAUCGAGCGUCGAUGUGUCAGGAACCGUAAAGAGCCAGAAAGAGCGCCCGAAGACGGGUUCUUCGACGGCCUCACGGCGGCCCUCGUCAUUAUUCGCUCAGCAAAUGCCGUCCAGCGAGCGUCACAUCAAGCGAUGUAGUUGAGGGCUUACAAAAGAUGCGGCACUCGCCUGUGAUACCUUUCUACGGACAUGCAGAUGGGUUUUGGGGAUCUCGGAUCAUGAACGUAUUUGAAGCGGGUUUGUACAACAUCAAGCGUCGGAGUACACAUAGUAUGGGGAGGAAGGAUGGCUUUCAGUUUCGCAGGCUUGAUCCAUUGUCAUUACGCACUUCUGAGAGCAGGUUACUUGUCAUUUUCGGCUGCCAAAUCGUGGCCAAGGGUGUGAAGUCAUUGGGAGAAGACUCGCUUCUUCUUUCACGAAAACCGGAUUGACAUUGAUGAGACUGUUCGUCUCCAGUUCCAAGUACCCUCUCGCGUCACGUAUGGCUUUCUUAGACGUG
This is a messenger RNA of Exophiala xenobiotica, 4111 nucleotides long. RefSeq lists its product as uncharacterized. The record is from RefSeq and is a predicted model, not a curated record. Gene Ontology annotation, biological process: negative regulation of transcription by RNA polymerase II; chromatin organization. Gene Ontology annotation, molecular function: chromatin binding. The transcript has 3 exons. Gene Ontology annotation, cellular component: pericentric heterochromatin. The coding region runs from base 263 to 3580 and encodes 1105 amino acids. Lineage: Eukaryota; Fungi; Ascomycota; Eurotiomycetes; Chaetothyriales; Herpotrichiellaceae.